AUCAACUGCGGGAACAAGUACCUGACGGCCGAGGCCUUCGGCUUCAAGCUCAACGCGUCGGCGCCCAGCCUGAAGAAGAAGCAGAUCUGGACGCUGGAGCAGAACGGCGACGACUCGAGCGUGGUCUUCCUGAAGAGCCACCUGGGCCGCUACCUGGCGGCCGACAAGGACGGGCAGGUGAGCUGCGAGAGCGAGGCGCCCUCGGCCGACUGCCGCUUCGUCAUCGUGGCGCACGACGACGGGCGCUGGUCGCUGCAGUCGGAGCCGCACCGGCGCUUCUUCGGCGGCACCGAGGACCGGCUCUCGUGCUUCGCGCAGGGCGUCUCCGGCGCGGAGAAGUGGGGCGUCCACCUGGCCCUGCACCCGCAGCUCCACCUCUUCAGCCUCAGCCGCAAGCGCUACGCCCAGCUGGGCGCGGCCGGCGAGGAGCUGGCCGUGGCCCGCGACGUGCCCUGGGGCGUGGACGCGCUCAUCACGCUGCUCUUCCACGAGGGCCGCUACCGGCUGCAGACGCGCGACCACCGCCUGCUGCCAUCUAUGUCUUCUCUUCUAGGGAUCGAUCUUUCAGCAAAUCAAGAUGAAGAGAGUGACCAAGAAACCUUCCAAAUGGAAAUCAACAAAGACACAAAGAAAUGCACCUUCAGGACUUGUACUGGGAAGUACUGGACUUUGACCUCAAAUGGUGGGGUGCAAUCCACUGCCUCAACUAAGAAUGCCAACUGUUACUUCGAUAUCGAGUGGUGUGACCGACGCAUCACUCUGAAAGCUGCCAAUGGCAAAUAUGUUACAGCCAAGAAGAAUGGGCAACUUGCUGCCACGGUUGAAACUGCCAGUGAGACGGAGCAGUUCCUCAUGAAGCUGAUUAACCGGCCAAUCAUUGUUCUUCGUGGAGAACAUGGCUUCAUUGGCUGUCGGAAGAUGACGGGCACCCUAGAUUGCAAUCGAUCUUCUUAUGAUGUCUUUCAGCUGGAGUUUAAUGAUGGUGCCUACAAUAUCAAAGAUUCCACUGGGAAAUACUGGAUGGUUGGGAAUGAGGCAUCCAUUACCAGCAGCAGCGAUACUCCCGUGGACUUCUUCUUUGAGUUCUGCGACUUUAACAAGGUGGCCAUCAAAGUCAACAACAAAUACCUGAAGGGUGACCAUGCUGGAGUCCUCAAAGCCACUGCCGAUGCCAUUGACCCGUCCACCCUCUGGGAGUAUUAAAUGCACUUUAGUGUCCUUCCCUUUGCUCCUGGUUUCCUCUCUCCCCUACUUCCUUUUCAGUUGCCAACUUCCUGCAGGGUUUUUCUUUGGUAUGUUCUGGUGUGUCUUUUCCAAAAGAGAGGGUUUAUAUCUUACACACUGGCCUGCUGCCUUUUGUCUGCCAUAUUGUUUUUUGUUUUUUAAGUUGGCCUUUUUCCCUUUAUUAUGUGAGUUCAUUUAAGACUGGAAAAAUAUUAUUCACCUGCAGAAAAUGUCGUGCUCUCAGUUUAGACUUGGAGGGGGGAGGAAAGAAGGGAAAAGUUGGGUUGUAGAUGAGCAAAUCUCUCCUUUUGCUUCUGCUGGUCCUCCUGAAUUGAAAAGGAAUAUAUUUCUCAUAAUGGGAACCAGCAAACAUACCCCACUCCACCCCCAUCUCUUAGGGCUCCCCCUCAGUAGGUGGGUCCCCAGGAACUUGAGAUCAGCAAGAGUCUGCUUUGGAAAAUCUUGGGUUGCUACCAUGCUGAUUUUCUGGCUCACUGCAGGUGGCAUGCAUAACUAUUGUUCAAACUGGGCCUUCCAGUCUGGGGGCCAUUUUCUGUAGUAGGAGUUAGAGUUCUCUUUCUUGGCCUUUGAUUUUGAGUUACUUACCCCCAUUCUCUAGGGAAGGUAGAGAAGAAGUAGCUUAGGGUAUCUUGUCAUUCCAUGUGAUGAGAGAAGGGGUAAGUCAGCCAGUCAAGGUGAGAGUCCAAGGUGAGCUACCAAAGCAGGACAGGCACAAGCUCUGUCUAUAUGUUCACAGAUCAAAUGAGCUGCUUUUUAUGAAUGGAAUUGUGUUGGACCUCUAGACAUUCAUCUCAUAAAAGACUCAUGUGAGUUCCUUCUUUGUACACUUGCGUGCUUUUAAGUGCCCCCAAAGCAUCUCUCAACAUCUCCAAAAAUCAUGCUGAGAAGCCAUUGAUGCUGCCUUAUGGUUCCUUUCCCUUUCUCCCUGGAAGGUGCAACUGUUACAGAAAUGUCCUCCUUUUGUACGUUCUCAUAUUUGGUGUCUUAGAAUUUCGUUAGAGCAGGCCAGGACUACCUUGAAGCUGUUGCCUAUGGAUUGCUGCAUCAGAUAGAUGUUGAGUUGCACGUUACGUCGGCACAUCCUUUUCUUUCUUUUGCCUUGGGUGGGGAAAAACAUCUCAGCAUCUCCUAUUUCCCUCCACCGUGCACCCAUGACAAAGGGGGUUUCCCUGCCAGCAGUUGCCCACGUGAUACAACUGACUUGGAGACAGAUCUCCAGCUGAACAGGACCUUAGACGUGGCACAGAUCAGUCUGCAGGACUGAGUCCUGCGGACCCCCCUGGGUUUCCCCCAAGUGCUUCCCAUUGAAAUGCCUCAAUAGAUUACGGGGUAGGUAUGAAGGACAAGAUUGGGGAAGGCAGCAGCAGGGGGGUGAAACAAAGAGGGGAAGCCAUGCUGCGUGUGCACAAACAUUCAGGGGAAUCCUUCAUCUCCAACUACGUGUGUGUUUUCCUUAAAACAGCAACAUUUGCACAGUACACGGUCACUACAUUUCUCUGUCUGUUGACCUGAACUGGAAUUUGUCUUCUUCCCACCACCCAUUCGCUCUGAGAGUGAACCCGUUUCUGGCUUCUGCAUCUCGAUAGCAGUCCUUCCUACAUCUCAUCUCCUCUCGACAAGUUAUGUGAGGUCUGCCCAAGACUGUUCCCAAGCAUCUCAUGCCCCACCGGGCCCGCUUUUGCGAUUCUGCACCUGCUGUGCAGAGUUCCUAAAAAUGGAAAGUUUAACAGAAAGUGUCUUCUCUUUAUCUAGAUAAACCUACCGAGCCAACCUAACUUAGCCUCUCUAAUAGGUUUUUUGUUCUGUAUAGCCAACUUGAACCUUUGUAACAUGUUGCUUAACUGCUUGAGAGUUUGGAAGAGUCGUGUGUUGUACGCACACCUUAGUGCGGACUUUUUUUUUGCCCAAUGCGAUGCCUUCUUGGGGUUUUAUCUCUGUUUCCUUAGGCCAAACCUACACUGCCAGAGCAGGACCCCCAAUUUACACAUCUGAAAUGGUGCUCUAGUAUCUUUCUAACCAGAUCCAUGAAUUUGUAAGACCCAAAUUUGUAUUUGCUAAACACGUGAUUUUACAGGAUCCACGGGAGCAGGGUUUGCCGCAUUUCAAAGGGGUGGUGGUUCUUUGAUUAACGAAGACAAGAGCAGGGACAUGUUCUAAGCCUUAAAAACAUCAACACUCUGCCAUCAUAAGGUGUCCUCCAUAGGAAUUGGUGCUAUAUUUUCUAGCAAUGGGAAUUACUUGCCUUAUGAGUAAAGAGGGUUUGAGCCGGGGUUCAUCUGGGAACCUUACUUGGGGUGUACUGAAGUUCUGGAAACUGUAAAAAAACAAAACUGGAAGGUUUCUUGUGAAAGAAACUACCAUUUUGGGAGCAGAGAUGACCACCCCAUGGGCCAAGCAUGGUUCUAUAACUUCGACGUUUGUAGGCCUUAGCAUUUUGUCCUGUGUCUCUUCCCCACCUGGUGACAGUUGGACCAUGUACACCUCACUGCCUUUCCCCAUGUAACAGUUUUAAGUCAAGAAUUCUUGCCUUCUAUUCCCUUGACUAUUGUGACUAUGAAAAGCAUCUCAUAUUCUGAUAUGUUUAGUUAAUGUUUUUUUUUCCUUUUAAAAACAAUUUUGUAAGUGCCAUUUGUAUAAGAAGCAUCAAAUGGAGAAGAGAAUUGACAAAAUAAAGACGUGCAUUCAGAUAAACUAA
This is a messenger RNA of Python bivittatus (Burmese python), 3940 nucleotides long. Lineage: Eukaryota; Metazoa; Chordata; Lepidosauria; Squamata; Pythonidae. The record is from RefSeq and is a predicted model, not a curated record.